This is a messenger RNA of Microsporum canis CBS 113480, 1818 nucleotides long. Its product is annotated as proline-specific permease. The record is from RefSeq and is a predicted model, not a curated record. NCBI's taxonomy places the organism in Eukaryota, Fungi, Ascomycota, Eurotiomycetes, Onygenales, Arthrodermataceae. Bases 1 to 1818 code for a protein of 605 amino acids. Gene Ontology annotation, biological process: amino acid transmembrane transport. The transcript is spliced from 11 exons. Gene Ontology annotation, molecular function: amino acid transmembrane transporter activity. Gene Ontology annotation, cellular component: membrane.
AUGUUCAGUGCAGACUAUGCGCCCACGGAACGGACCAUGGUGGAAGCCAUGGUGGAGGAGCCGACCUUUGACACGGAGCAGCGUGCUCGUAAGGGAUUCAGUGUUUGGUAUAUAAAGAAUUCACCCUACUGGUCUUUGAUGAUUGCAUUUUCUGGAACGAUAGGGAAUGGCCUCUUUCUCGGGAGUGGAAGGUCGCUUGCCGGUGCUGGACCCGGAGGCGCUGUGCUUUGCUAUAUUCUGAUGGCCACCGUCAUAUCUUCGGUCAUCUCAUGUCUGGGUGAGAUGACAGCUCUUAUGCCUGUUAACGCACCAGUCAUGGAGUUUCCCCGGCGUUUCGUCGACCGAGGCGUUGGCUUUGCUGUCGGCUGGGUCUAUUGGUUUGCCUACGCUGUCCUUGCGGCAGAUCAGCUAGUUGCAGUGACAAACUCUGUCAGAUUUCGAUAUGACGACGGCAAAACGUUUCUACACUGGGAAACUGGAGAAAACGUACAUCCUGCCGUGUGGAUAUCGCUCUUCUUAUUCCUAGUUACUAUGAUAAACAUGUUGCCUGUCAAGUAUUAUGGCGAGCUAGAGUAUAUCUUCGGCAGCAUUAAGCUCAGCUUCAUCACAAUGAUCAUAGUGAUGAUGGUUGUGCUGGAUACAAUGCAACCUCGACCAAACGCAUACUACAAAGAUCCUGUUGGGACCAAGUAUUGGGACCAACCGUUCUCAUUCAUUUGUCGAGACUAUAAAGUGCGAGGAGAUGAUAACACCGUACAGAUGGAAAUUAAAGGAACCAUGGGCUCAUUUCUGGGGAUGUGGACAACCAUUAUCAACGUGAUAUUCUCAUACGUAGGAAUGGACAUCGUUGCUGCUACGGCCGCAGAAAGCAAAUCUCUUGCUGACUCGGAAAGCAUGAAGAUGGCGGCCCGAAAGAUCAAUCUACGUGUCAUCACCCUUUAUACGCUUUCCAUGCUUACUGCCUCGUUCCUGGUUCCACGAAACCAUCCAUUUUUGAACGGAAAGGCACAGUCGGUUGGCGCCUCAUCUGUCUUUCUCAUCGCUGUCGUCGAGGCCGGUCUUCCCGCAGCCGCUCACUUUUUCAACGCCAUGUAUGUCUUUUCGGCAUUUACCUGCGCUAUAAACUCGAUGUAUGUGGCAUCAAGAGUGCUGCAUACCUUAGCCCUGCGAGAACAGACUGGCCCAAGGUGGCUUACACGAAGGCUUCAAGAAUGCCAUUUGGGAGUGCCCCUGAGAACGGUUUUUGCAACGGCAGGUUUGAUGAUGAUUGCCUAUAUGGGUCCGACUGGCGGCCCCGGACAGAGACUCGGUGAGCUCGCAACCAAUUGUACGGUUUCAUGUCUCAUCGUAUACACUGCGAUUUGCGGAACCUAUCUAUGCUUCUAUAGAACUCUUAACGAAGCUAAAAAUCUCGGAAAUACUUCCCAAGCGCAGUCUGGCUGCUAUGAACGAGAUCACCCACGCUACCCGUACAAAUCUCACGGCCAGUGGUUAAAAGGCGCAUAUGGACUGAUUUCCUGCAUUAUCCUUAUCAUUUUCAAUGGGGUUGGAGCCUUCCUGGAAACCCCUUUCAACCUCAGGCAUUUCCUUGCUGCGUAUAUCGGAAUACCCGUGUUUUUCAUCCUCGUCAUUGGCUACAAGGUCAAGAAACAUGGACUUCGCUUCUCCGAAUGGGGCCCUGAACGAUCAAAUGACCUUCAAAACACGGUGCAAGUCACCAGCAAGACCCGAAAAGGAAGAUUGGAAUUCCCAGACGAUGGGUUUACAGCUGAGAAUGGUAAGACUUUCUUGAGAUGGGUAUGGACAUGGAUGAAAUAA